Schistosoma bovis is the source of this 1432-nucleotide messenger RNA. NCBI's taxonomy places the organism in Eukaryota, Metazoa, Platyhelminthes, Trematoda, Strigeidida, Schistosomatidae. The record is from the annotation of a GenBank genome assembly.
UUUAUCUUACACAUUUUGGAUAUUGGAUUUUAGUAUCAUCUACGACCUUGACGGAUGGCUAACCUUGAAGAUUAUGGAGAGGUAUGAUUACCUGCUGAAGUUUCUGAUUAUUGGGAAUGCAGCUACUGGCAAAACAUGUUUGAUGAGAUGGUUCCUUGAGGGGAAGUUUAAACAGGAUUCUUUACACACAAUAGGUGUUGAGUUUGGAACAAAAGUGCUUAGAGUUGACUCAAAGUCUGUAAAGUUACAGAUAUGGGAUACGGCUGGUCAGGAGAGAUUUCAGUGUAUCACACGCUCAUAUUAUCGAGGUGCAGCCUGUGCGCUGGUAGUUUACGAUAUCACUGACCGAGAAUCAUUUAACGCAAUUAAUUCAUGGAUUUCUUCUGUUAGAGAUUUAGCUCUUCCAAACCUGACAGUUAUACUGAUAGGAAACAAAGUUGAUUUGGAAGCGAACUUACGUGAGGUCACUGAAUUAGAAGGGAAACAGUGUGCCAUUGAUAAUGGAGCUUAUACAUUUUUGGAAACAUCAGCUAAAAAUGGUUCGAACGUUUUGGAUGCAUUUACCGCUGCUGUUCGAAGUGUUCUAGAACAAAUUCAAAAUGGUUCUAACCCAAACCAAAUGUCCUAUCCAGUUGGAAUUGGUCCUGCUCACUUAACUUUUCCUGGUUCAAACGAAUCUGUUAACAGUACAAAGUCAUCUAAGCUAUGUUGUCGUUCUUAGUGUUUGUUCAUUUUUGCAUCACAGUUGUCUUUUACUUUUACACAUAAAGAUUUUUGGGGAUGUAUGGUAUUCUCAACAUACAAAUCAUUAUGUCUGUGAUAAAUUAUUGAUUUUCAUGUUUAUAUAAAUCAUUUCUAUAUUUCAUAAGCAUAUAUACGUUCAACUGUAGAUAGGUGAUCAGUCUACUGUUCAGUUUAUUUUAAAUGUUAGUUUCUUCUUUUUUUUUUUAAAAAAAAAGAGAAUUAUACAAUUUCCUUUUCUUCUUUUUUUUGGUGACGGGGGGUGGGGAAUCAAUUGACAUCUGUUCAUUCAUCACAAUUCAACCCCCCCUUCUUUUUUUAAAAGAUUGUUCUUUCACGUUGUUCAAGAAAUUUCUCUCCAAUAAUUGAUUCAUUGAUUAUUGUUUUCUUUUUUUUGUUUGAAAUAAAAAAAAGUUUUUUCAUUUUCUUUUAUUUUUUUUCUUCAUUUUUUGUUUUUGUUUGUUUUUUAUAUUCUGAGAUAUUUUGAGUUGAUAAGAUUGUUGUUAUUGUUAUUGUUGUUGGUGUUAUCAUGGUGAUAUAUAUAUAGUUAUAAUGCCUUCCAAUUAAUAUACUAUUUUCAACUAAUAUCCCUUUUGAAAUGUUAAUAUUUUCGUAUUAUUUGUAUUAAUCUGUAUUGGGAACUAUACUAUUUAAUCAUGAUCAGCCAAAAAUAGGAUUUUAAUAAUCUCUA